CUCCCACCGCACCCUAACAUUGUUACCCUCCAUCGCGCGCUUGAGACGUCUGGAUUUCUCUUGCUCGUCCUCGAGUAUGUCCCAGGCGAGGAUUUGUACUAUUUCCUUGAGCAGGCCCGUGAUCAUUACGAACCUGAACCACCAUCUUCUGGUAUGUGCGAGGCAGUUGCCGUGUGUCAUGACGUCGGCGUAUAUCACCGCGAUAUUAAACCGGAAAAUUUCAUUGUCACCGAUGGUUGGGAGGAUGAUGGUGAACGACGUGCUGUCGUCGUGAAGCUCACUGAUUUUGGGUUGAGCACCCGCGAUGCGGCGAGCAGUGAUAUGGACUGUGGAAGUGCCCCGUACAUGAGCUAUGAGUGCCGCAAUAAUUGUGCACCUACUUAUGCACCUCGCGCGGCGGAUGUGUGGAGUCUUGGGAUUGUGUUAAUAAAUAUGUACGUAUUUUUUUCAUCGACUUGUCUGAUUUACAAAGUGAUCUAA
Fomitiporia mediterranea MF3/22 is the source of this 480-nucleotide messenger RNA. Its product is annotated as kinase-like protein. Lineage: Eukaryota; Fungi; Basidiomycota; Agaricomycetes; Hymenochaetales; Hymenochaetaceae. The record is from RefSeq and is a predicted model, not a curated record. Gene Ontology annotation, biological process: protein phosphorylation; intracellular signal transduction. The transcript is spliced from 2 exons. Gene Ontology annotation, molecular function: protein serine/threonine kinase activity; ATP binding. The annotation marks the transcript as partial.